UAUAUUUAUUUCAGAUUCUCUCUCUACCCCUUAAGUCCCUCUCCUCCUCCUCACUCACCACUCUCUGGCACAAGCCUAUGUCAGAAUGCCCAUCAUCGUCAUCUUCUUCUUCUCCUCCUUCCGUGAAAGUAAUUUUUACCAUCUUUUCUGGCCAUUCCUUUGUUUGUAAACCUUAAAGAAAAAGUAUAAAAACAUAAAAAGAAAUUCACAAUUUUUGGUGAUUUUCGAAGACACAUACGUCGAAAGAUGAAAAUUACAGUCAGUGCAAUUCUUAUGGCCGCCUUUUUUUCUUGUGCUGUUGCAUAUGAUCCGUUGGAUCCUAAUGGUAAUAUUACGAUCAAAUGGGACGUGAUAUCGUGGACACCGGACGGUUAUGUGGCGGUGGUGAAUAUGCACAACUUCCAGAUGUACCGGCAUAUCAUGAGCCCAGGGUGGACCUUGGGGUGGACCUGGGCCAAGAAAGAGGUCAUAUGGUCCAUGGUGGGUGCCCAAACCACCGAACAAGGAGACUGCUCGAAAUUCAAAGGCAGCAUACCCCAUUGCUGCAAAAAGACCCCUUCAGUCGUUGACUUGUUACCCGGAGUUCCCUACAAUCAACAAUACACAAAUUGUUGUAAGGGAGGGGUCGUGGCUGCGUGGGGUCAGGACCCGUUGGCUUCAAUAUCUGCCUUUCAAGUGAGCGUGGGCUUGGCGGGGACCUCGAACAAGACAGUGACACUCCCCAAGAAUUUCACUCUCCUUACACCAGGGCCUGGCUACACAUGUGGCCCAGCUAAGACAGUACCAGCAACAACGUUCCUUACAACUGAUGGCCGGCGCAAGACGCAGGCUUUGAUGACAUGGAAUGUGACGUGCACAUACUCGCAGUUCUUAGCGAGGAAAAGCCCCAGUUGCUGUGUAUCAUUCUCUUCCUUCUACAACGAGACCAUCAUCCCUUGCCCCAAUUGUGCUUGUGGCUGCCAGAACAAUAAUACUUGCAUCCAGAGUGACUCAAAGUUGCUACUAAAGCCAGGAGUAAACACACCGAGAAAGGACAAUGCACCAUUGUUGCAGUGUACAAAACAUAUGUGCCCCAUACGUGUGCACUGGCAUGUUAAGGUGAACUACAAGGAGUACUGGCGAGUGAAAAUAGCUAUCACCAACUUCAAUUACAGGUUGAACUACACACAGUGGACCCUUGUAGUUCAGCACCCAAACCUCAACAAUGUCACCCAAGUCUUCAGUUUCGAUUACAAGCCGCUCCUCCCCUAUGGAUCGAUAAAUGAUACUGGAAUGUUCUAUGGGAUGAAAUUCUACAAUGAUCUACUCAUGGAAGCGGGGCCAUUUGGGAAUGUGCAAUCAGAGAUUCUGUUGCAAAAGGAUGCACAAACCUUCACUUUCAAACAAGGUUGGGCGUUCCCACGAAAGAUUUACUUCAAUGGCGAUGAGUGUAUGCUGCCGCCACCUGAUACAUAUCCCUUCCUUCCAAAUUCUGGCUACCUGACGAAGGUUAUGAACUUUUGGAGAUCUCUUUCUUCCAUGAUUUGCUUAUCACUGAUUUUUGGAUACCUGUUUUGAUUAUUUAUUUGUAGCUUUGGUGGGGUAUAGAAUUUGGGAUUGUCACAACU
This is a messenger RNA of Amborella trichopoda, 1607 nucleotides long. RefSeq names its product COBRA-like protein 4. Gene Ontology annotation, cellular component: plasma membrane. NCBI's taxonomy places the organism in Eukaryota, Viridiplantae, Streptophyta, Magnoliopsida, Amborellales, Amborellaceae. Gene Ontology annotation, biological process: cellulose microfibril organization; plant-type cell wall cellulose biosynthetic process. The record is from RefSeq and is a predicted model, not a curated record.